Messenger RNA from Gloeophyllum trabeum ATCC 11539, 1980 nucleotides. RefSeq lists its product as uncharacterized. Bases 1 to 1980 code for a protein of 659 amino acids. The record is from RefSeq and is a predicted model, not a curated record. Lineage: Eukaryota; Fungi; Basidiomycota; Agaricomycetes; Gloeophyllales; Gloeophyllaceae. The transcript has 13 exons.
AUGAUGCAAAAUCCACUGACACCAGGACUCCUGUUGUUCUCCCAGGCUGUUUUGCUCCUUGCUGCAGCCCAGCAGAACUACUCGUACAAUGAUCUCCAGAUCGAAGCCAUCCAAGCUCACUUCCAGCAGGCGGGGAUUAUCCCGCCCCUGCUUCCCAGCCUCAACCCCCUUGCCUGGAUCAAUGUCUCUUUUCCUGGAGUUGGGUCUGUCAGCCCGGGACAGGUCCUGAGUCUCGACCAGGUUCGGCAACUCCCUAGUAUUGCGGUGACCUUCGCCAACGAGAGCGCGCUCGCCGCCUUCAACAACACCAACACGACCGUGAUACUCGAAGACGUCGGUUGGCCGGGAUUCAACUUCAGCCUCGGGCAGACGCGGACGUGGCUCGUCUACAACGCGGUUCUAACCCCAGGCGCUGACGGAUGCUCGCAGUGCAAUUCGUCAGACCCCGCCAUCCUGAACACAGCGGGCGGCACGACCGUGACGGACUACGAUCCGAUAGCGGUCUUUGGCAAUGGAUCUCACCGUUACGCGCUGCUGCUGUUCCGACAAAACGAGAAUUUCAAACCUCUGAUCACCCAUAUCUCCAAUCCUGUGGACUUUACCCUCGCGAGCUUCCUCAAUGAUACACACCUCACGCCGAGCGAUCUCUACGCUGCAUUCAACUUCGAUCUGCAAAACGGCACCGCAACGGCCUCUGCCGCCCCCACGUCCUCCGUGAUCACGUCCACUCUUCCCGCACACGCUGCGAGCACCCUCUCCCCGACGUACUCGACGUGGCUAUCGAGUCCUAGCUCCGGGUCGUUUGGGUCUGCUCAGCCGACGCAGAGUGGUGGUGGCAGUGGGGGUAGCAGUGGCAGCGGGACAGGCGGCGCAGUCGGGGUGCUUGAGAUAAGCAGGGUGUUGAUGGGACUACCGGCCGGAGUGGUUGACCUCGCGCUGUACUGCACGAUGCUACACCCUUUCGCUGUCGUUCUCAUUAUCACUAUUCAGCUCUGGCUGGCGUCAGCCCAAGACAAUUAUACCUAUGCUGACCUCCAGAUUGAGGCGAUCCAGGCGCACCUCAAGCAGGCGGGUAUAAUACCCCCGCUGCUCUCGACUAUAGAUCCUAUCGCCUACCUCAACGUGUCGUUCCCCGAUGUUGGGCAAAUCAGUCCAGGACAGCAAUUAACUCUUGACCUCCUUACCUAUCUCAUUGCAUCCGCAGAAGUCGCGCAAGUGCCUAGUAUCAAUAUCUCCUUCCGCAACGCCAGCGCGUUGUCCUGGGCGACUGAGGCAAAGGCCAUGGUCAUCAUGGACAAUGUCGGCUUCUCUGGGUUCAACUUCACCCAGUUCGACGGGGAAGUGCUGUCGUGGAACGUCUAUGAUGCCGUGGUAGCUGGCGCUGACGGUGAUUUCAUCUUCCUAAUCUCGGCGUUAAGACAACUUGAAGGGAAGACUGAUGGCAUAAAACUUCUAGGCUGCUCUCCUAAUUGUUCGAGCCAAGAUCCAUGGCAGCUCUCCUUUGCCAAUGCUAUGACCGCUGUGCCUUGGAAGCCGUUCCAGUACCGAUCUGUAGUGCUAUUGUUGAAGCAGAGUCCCGACUUCCAGUAUCAUACACCUCCGGAAAGCAGUGCAUAUGCGUUCAACCUUGCAAGUUUCCUUGACUCAAACCCCGUUGAUGUGCCUUAUGUUACCAGUCCACAUUUCAGGGGCCAGAAAGUAUAUAUGCGACAGGCGUUCUAUUUCGACGUCGUGAACGGCACGUCUAACGUUUCUUCGUCGCCGGCACCUACCUCGCCGGUCAUCACGUCCACGCUACCUGCACACGCUGCUUCCACACUGUAUCCCACAAUACCAACAUAUAGUUACAGUGGCACCUCUGCGUCUGCUAGUAACGGCCCUACAGCUUCCUCCCGGAGCCACCUCCUGCCAAUGACCGGAUUAGGAAAGCCCCUUGCCUUUUUCGGUGAUCCUCUGAAGAUACCCGCACGUGAUGCAUAG